Molecule: messenger RNA, 2148 nt
Organism: Daphnia pulex (common water flea)
Lineage: Eukaryota; Metazoa; Arthropoda; Branchiopoda; Diplostraca; Daphniidae
Product: calphotin-like
Exons: 3
Coding region: 128-1900 (590 amino acids)
Source: RefSeq, a predicted model, not a curated record
GUGGGGAAUAGAAGAAGAAAACGAACCCCCAGUCCUGUACUAUAUAAACCUGCUGCUACUUUGUCCUUAGUCACAUUCAGUCAGCCCGUCUAGCAUCUACUAACUAAAUAACCAAAAGCAUUUCACGAUGAAUUUUCUGAACUUGAGAAAUAGUUUGGCGCUCUGCGUGUUUCUGUUUUUUCUCCAACUGUCCAUCAUCCAUCCGGUUUCCGGGCGGAAUCUCGUCAACAUUCAGCGCGUUACCCGCAACGAUCAAUAUCAUCAUCAACCUGAAAAUCAAGCUUUAGAUGUCAUACCGACUACUAAUGAACCUUUCGUACCAAUUAAUGAUGAAAUCCUUACGGCGGUGGAACAGGAAACUGUCGACAGCAGCACUGGAUCACCCAUAAUCGAAAAUGAUGUCAAUCCUUUUAUUCUAGUUGCGUCUGAUGGCCAGUUUGCCGAUGAACCGAUCCCGCAUCCAGUUGAAAUCGUGACUCCGUCGUUCCUUGACAUGGACGUUGGGGUCAUUCCGGAAGGAUCGGAACCUACAGUGAAGCAAGAGGAUCCUUCCGUCAAUCACCAAAUAGUAGAAGAACAUUUCUUCAAUAAUCUCGCAAAUUCUCCAACAGAAGUACCUGAGAAUCAAGCGCAAUUGUCAUUUGAUGCAGCACCUGCCGAUCCUGCAGUUUUUGUCCCGGAAAAUUCGCCAGUUUUCACAGACGUCUUCGCACCCGUUUCAGAUGAAUCAGAACCGAUUCAGAAAAUUGAGGAUCUUUCUGUCAUCAAUCCCGCGGUUUUUGAAGUUCCCGUUUCAGAUGAGUCUGCAGCACCAAUUGCCGAAAAUCCUUUUGUCGAGCCCGUAGUCGUUUCCGUCCCAAUUUCAGAUGAAGUUGAACCUGCACAGAAACUAGAAGAUUACUCUGUCAAUCCUGUAGUCGGGGAUGUUCGUAUUUUCAUUCCCCUGGUUGCUGAUGUUCCCAAUACCGAUGAAGCUACACCCAUUGAAGAAGAGCCUUUUGCUGAUCCUGCGGUCGCCUUCGCACCCGUUUCAGAUGAAUCAGAGCCCGUUCAGAAACUUGAGGAUCCUGUUACCAAUCCCUUGGUUGCUGGUGUUCCCUUUUCAGAUGAAGCUGUUGCACCAAUUGCUGAAAAUCCUUCUGCCGAUCCCGAUGUCGUUUCCGCCCCAAUUCCAGCUGAAUUUGAACCUGCUCAAAUACUAGAAGAUCCUUCAGUCAAUCCUGCAGUCUUCGAUGUUCCUAUUUCAGAUGAGUCUGCAGCACCAAUUGUCGAAAAUCCUUUUGUCGAUCCUGUGGUAUUAUCCGCUCCUAUUUCAGCCGAAAUCGAACCUGCACAUCAACCAGAAGUUGCUUCUGUCGAGACAGAACUCGAAACGGUUGUUCAAUCCGAUCCCGUAGAUCUCCCUCCAUCACCAGUGUUUAUCUCGGCAGUUUCUCCAGCUGCACCGACCAUUAUCGCUGCCGUUGCUCCACAACCUGUCAGCCCGCCCGUAGCAGAGAAAGUUAACAUUAACUCUUUAGCGGCUGCGAAUCUUCCUAAAGUAAAAAAUGCAUUAAAAUCUUAUUCUACUCAACCCAAAGUGGCCCAACAAGCUGUUAAACAAGAUUACAGCAAGACAACACGUCCAGCAGUUUCACCCACCAAACCACAGGUCCAGUAUAAAUACCAGCCAAUCACAUCCACUUCGCCUUCCAUCGCAUACGGACCCCCUCGUAUUACCACUAAUAAUCCGCAAUCCUCAUACGAAAAAAGCAGUUUCCCCACUCGGCCGUUCGGAUCUUCACCCAAACCAAGGCAAUUGGGUUUCCCUCCGGUCGCCAGCACUCGAGAUAAUGUUCUUCUUGAAGUCAAUUGGGACGCCAAACUCGGUCGACCUUAUCGCCAAGCGAAAUUGCAUUAAAUCGAUGAUAAUAGUUUUACGAUGAAACGCAUACUACUGAUUUCUUUUUAAAAUAGCUUUAUACUACAUUUACAGAGAACUUGAUGGUUGUAUAAUACUAAAAGUCUACCGAUUGUUUGGGUGGGGAAUCGAUCUUGAACCGUUUGUGCAUUCUAAAACGAUUGUUGAAAUUUUGUUAUUGUAGACGUUGCCUAGCUGAAGUUACGUGUUUGAAUACUGACGAGAAAAUAUACAACAUACUCUGGCAA